This is a messenger RNA of Trypanosoma rangeli, 3213 nucleotides long. RefSeq names its product karyopherin beta. Gene Ontology annotation, molecular function: nuclear import signal receptor activity. The transcript has a single exon. Lineage: Eukaryota; Euglenozoa; Kinetoplastea; Trypanosomatida; Trypanosomatidae. Gene Ontology annotation, cellular component: nucleus; cytoplasm. Gene Ontology annotation, biological process: protein import into nucleus. The record is from RefSeq and is a predicted model, not a curated record. The coding region runs from base 1 to 3213 and encodes 1070 amino acids.
AUGGAUCAGGCGCAGCUUCUACGGCUAAUUGACAAUUUGAGGUCGCCAGACAACUCCGUGCGCAAGUCGGCGGAGGCGGAGUAUGAGUCACUUUCCACGGGGAACAGCGUGUGGAUGAUGUGCAGCCUGUCGGAGCUAUGCGCGGCCACGGAGAGCCCGCAAACGAUGCAGAUGGGUAUGGUCUUGUUAAGGAAGCUCUUCAGCAGCAAGUCCAACUGCUACGACGUCUCGGAUGCACAGACACAGCGGGCAGUGAAAGAUCUCAUGUUGCAGGUGCUCGGGAAGGCGGCUUUCGGUCCACAGCGGGCUCUGGCCGCGGCAUGCGUGAGUGCCCUUGUCGUCAAGAUGCACGGGCUAGGUCAGGAAUGGGAUGAGCUUUGGCAGAGUGUGUUUCAGAUCCUCGAGAACGCAGAAUCUGCUCAUCAGCUGAAGACAAUCUGCUCUGAGAUCAUUGCUGCGACAGGUCCUUCCAUGGCGAGCUACUUUGAGGCCCACACCACCAAACUGGUGACUGGAAUCAGAAAUUGUCUGACAGAUCCCUUUGUGGAGGCGAGAAAAAGCGCAUUUGAUGCUCUUGUCAAUGUUGCCAUGUGCCGCCCCAUGCCUGAGUUGGCCGAAUUGGUUCCCUUGAUGCUGCAAGUUGUACAGGACUCCCUCAACGCGUCCAACUGGGAUGACGCGGAGAAGUUGACCGGUAAACUCGCAGAUGGUGUCGCAAACGCCGCCGGGCUUUUUGCGGGCCACACCUCCGCGCUUCUUCAGGGCUUGAUGGAAGUGGCCUCGACACCGUCAGUAGGGGCGGGUGCACGUCACAUGGCCAUUGAGGCUUUAUUGACCUAUUGCGAGAGUGAGCCAAGGACGGUGCGCAAGGUGCCCCACUUCUCCGCCUCCUUUCUGCAGCUCCUGUUUGAGUACACACUCAACCCCGAGAUGCCGGAUGACUGGGACGAAAAGGGCAUCAACCUUGACGGUGAGGACCUUGAGGAUGACAAGGAUGAUACUGUUGGGAGCAGUGGGAUUGAUCGGCUGGCGUCAGCCCUUGGUGGGAGAAAGCUGGACGCCUUGGCUCAACGGCUCUUCAUGGAAAACAUCCACUCUCCCGAUUGGAAGAGGCGUAAUGCGGCGCUGCUUCUUAUUACGUACCUCGCGGAGGGUAUGGCGACAGUUCUUGAGAAACAUCUUGAACAAAUCGUUCAGAUGGUCAUCCCUGCUGUUCAGGAUGAGGUGAAGUACGUUCGCGCCAGCGCCUUGGAUUGCCUCACGCAGAUGUCCAGCGAUUUUGCACCAAAAAUGCAGGAACAGUUGUCCCAUGCAAUUGUUCCAGCCGUCAUGCGGUGCCUCAGUGACAGUGUGCCAGCCGUUGCAACGCGUGCUGCCCGCUGCCUGGAUUCCUUCUUUGACCAAUGUGAGGAGAGUGAAAGCGAGGAUGACACCCUCUUCAUCAAGCUUUUUGAGAGUUACAUUGAGGGCCUGUGCGUUUCCCUUGUGACUCUUCUGAAGCAGACAUCGCACGGAUUUGUUCGCGAUGAUUGCCUUGGCGCCCUCUCUUCCGUCAUCUCAACCUGUAAAGGCCUACUAAAGCCGUACACCAGCCACCUUGUCCCUGUGUUUCAGGAAAUUUUGGCAAUGCCGGAGAUCCCAGAGACCGUCAUGAUGAAGUGCAAGGCCAUCGAAUGCACGACGCUUUUGGCCUGUGGGGUGGGCAGAGAAGUUUUUGCGCCUUACGCCCAUGAUAUGUGCAACUACCUGCGCGAUCUGCUGAAUCACCUGGCAAGGGGAUCGAAGGACGACGACAUGCGUCUGCGCUACGUGCUUCGGGGAUGGACAUGCAUGACAGAUUGCCUCAGGGAAGAAGUAACACCCUAUUUGGACAUAGUAAUGCCUGUGCUUAUCUCCAUGAUGAAUGUGGAGUGUGACACUGAGGUGGAGAAUGCAGAGGUUGGCGAUGACGAUGACGAUGACGAGGAUGAAGAUGGAAAGGUGACAACCAUGCGAGUUGUGGUUCCUGGUGUGGGUGUCAGGAGGAUCAAGUUGCACACGGGGCUCAUUGAGGAAAAGGACCUUGCGGCCAGCGUUGUCAGUGCCAUGCUGUCAUACGUUGGCAAAAACUUGGGGCCGCACUUGCCGCAAAUUAUGGAGUCCGCCGUUAAGCUGAUCAGUUUUCAAUCAGACUCUUCUAUUCGCGAGAGCGGUGCGUUGAUUUUAGAUGGCGUGAUGGAUGCCUACGAUUCGACAGGGCGGGCCCAAGUAGCUGUUAGCGUGAUGCCCCCGCUAUUAAAUCAGUUUGCGGAGGAGGAUGACUUGGAGGCGUCUAGCGCAAUGUCAGUGGUGAUUAGCCGCUGUAUUGAUGAUGCACCCACGCUUGUGUCACCAGAGACGGUAAACUCCAUUAGCGAGAAAAUUCUUGGGGUCUUGCAACGCGCGAUGGAAAGCCGUACGGAGAGCCUGCAGUCCCAGUUGGACGAGAACGACGAUGACGAGCUGGACAAACUAAAACAGGAGGAGGAGGAGGCGGACGCCCUCAUCCGCGAUACCUGUGACCUCCUUGACAAGAUGCUUGAGCGUGCUAGUGCCGUUUUUGCCCCUGUUUUUAAUACCACGUUCAUCCCCGUUCUGCAGCGAAUGUUGGAAGGGAACGAAAAGGAUGUCAUGGUGGCACGCGGUCUCGCGCUGCUGUGCAGUUUAGUCGAACACGCCCCAGACCACGUGGCUAGUUUAGUUCCUACGAUUGUUGGGAGUGUCAUCAACUUUGCUCAGCGACAUGGGGACGCCGAUGUGCUGCAAUCCGCCUUCUAUCUAAUGAACCUUUUACUGCAGUACUUUGAGCAUCACGAAUAUCCUGCCACUCAGCAGUUCGUUCAGCAGGUUCACGGGAUCAUCGUUCGUUACCUGGCCGUUCAACGCAAGGAGGAGUACGAGGAUGCCACUUGCAACGUCAUUAGCACGGCGGUGACGCUCCUCUCACUGUACUACCAGCUUCUGCCGGAACAUGAGCAGACGCAGAUGCUUGCCCGUGUUGUGAAUUCCCUCCCUGCUGGCGGUGACAAGACGGAGGCGUGCCGAGUGCACGAGCGUGUGAUGAUGUGGGUCGUGCAGCGGCACCCGCUGCUGAAGGGAGACGAGACGCAGGCGAAGGCAAUUCUUCUGCGCCUCCAGGCGGCCAACGGGGACGUGCUGAGCGAGUCCACGCGGGCCCAACUUGCGCAUAUGUAG